This is a messenger RNA of Armigeres subalbatus, 1218 nucleotides long. RefSeq names its product copper transport protein ATOX1 (gene Atox1). NCBI's taxonomy places the organism in Eukaryota, Metazoa, Arthropoda, Insecta, Diptera, Culicidae. Gene Ontology annotation, cellular component: cytosol. The record is from RefSeq and is a predicted model, not a curated record. Gene Ontology annotation, biological process: copper ion transport. Gene Ontology annotation, molecular function: metal ion binding; copper chaperone activity. The coding region runs from base 171 to 392 and encodes 73 amino acids. The transcript is spliced from 3 exons.
GAGCUAAGAAAGUUGACCGUCGAAAUAUUAUUACUUGCUGCCAUCUCGACGCUUGCAGUUCAAAGGAGAACGCACAUACGAGUCAGCAGACGAGACUCAUUACGUCGAAAUAAUAAAUAAUUUUGGAAAUUAUCGCAUCCUAUUGCAAGUCACUAUAGCAUCACAUUACAAUGGCAACACCGACGCACGAAUUUAAUGUGGAAAUGUCCUGCACCGGUUGCUCUGGUGCGGUGGAACGGGUCCUCAGUAAGCUAAAAGAAAAGGUCAAAAGGGUUGAGGUCGAUUUGAUAAACAAGAAGGUGUUCGUAACGUCUUCACUGUCUUCGGACGAACUGUUGGAGACUAUCAAGAAGACAGGCAAAGAAACAAACUACGUUGGACUGAAAGCAUAGAACGCAAUGCCAGGAUGUGACUCAGGGAUGUUCUCAAUGUUGUUUUUCCCGUUUUUAUUACUAUACUUUGCAGCUAUGAUAUGUAUAGAGCUGCAUUGCAUCACACUUUCUAGCGUCAGCGCAAAGGCAAAUUUAUUAGUAAAUAAUUGUGUUAUGAACAGUCAUAUCGAUUAAAACGGUAUUAAUAUCAGAAAAACGUAUCGCGGUUUCGACAUAAAAAUACGUUCAGAAAACAUGCAGCAAAUUCUGAUUUUCAAAGAAUCAUAAUAAUUAUUGAUUGUUCUUAAAUCAAUCGGAUAAAAAAUUAUAAUACAGGAUAACUAAUUUUUAAAAUGUAAGAUUAUAAAGUAAAUCAUAAAAUUAUUUCUUGAUUAGAUAUAUAAUCAGUUUUUGUUGCUGUUGCUGUUCGUAGACAAAACGCACUCAAGUUGGUAAACGAAAAAAUAAAUCAACUGUGUUAGAUUUUACAAAUGCAGAUACAUGGAACAGCAUGGUAGAUAUUUUGAAAUGUUUCCAAACAAAUAUGAAUUAAAUUAAUUUAAUUCUAAUUUGAUUGAGAUUCAGGAAAUUUUCAAAACUCUACAAGUAACUGAAACAAUUUGAAAAAAAAGUAUUCAUAAAUUAAAUCAUUUUCAUUGAUUCAGUGUUAUCUGUUUAGAUGUUAACUAAAUAAAUGAAAUGAAUGAAUGAAAUUAAAUCAUUGCUGCUGUCAUGUAAUUCGUACUGAAUAGAAUUUCUUCUUUUGCCAACUUGGAGCCGCCUACAAGACCGUAAUGCUAUGAAAAUAAAUCUGUUUAAUUAUUUACAAUUAAAAAAUAAACGUGUA